CUCAAACUAGAUAUAUCUACCAAGACCAAAAAACUAUAAUUGAGAAAACCAGAAAAAUAAAAUGUGGGCAGCCUCUCUUUCCCCUCAUCAACAAUUCUUGAAUCCAAACCCUUUCAUAACCGAUCAACACUGCAAUUUCAAGAAUUCCUUCUGGUGGAGGAGGCGACGUUCAGUUCGACGCUGUGUUGUGUGAAGAAAGCAGCAGAGGGCAAGAACCAUUACGAGUUGCUAGGAGUCUCAGUUGAUGCGAGUGGCCAAGAAAUCAAGGAUGCUUAUAGAAAACUGCAGAAGAAACAUCACCCAGAUAUUGCUGGGGAGAAGGGUCAUGAGAGCACAAUCAUGUUGAAUAAAGCGUAUGAGGUGUUGGUGAGAGACGAACUCAAAAAAGAAUACGAUAGAUCAAUUGGCAUAGUUCGUUUCGGGUUCGAGAUCGAGGGGAGCACGCCCGGUAGUGUGUGGAAAGAGCCCUUGAGACCCCAAGCUCUAUUUGUCGAUGAAAAUGCUUGUGUAGGUUGCUGGAAAUGCGUGCACCAAGCGGGCGACACAUUCACCAUGGACGAAGCUUCUGGAACCGCGCGCGUCAAGGUUCAAUACGGCGAUCACUACACAAAGAUUGAGAUGUCAGUCGAGUCGUGCCCUGUAAACUGCAUCCACUGGGUCGAUACAGAAGAACUAGCAGUUCUUGAGCACCUAAUCCGGCCCCAACCAAAGGAGGGAUAUGGAAUAUAUGGACAAGGAUGGGAAAGACCUGCAAAUGUAUUCAUGGCUGCCAAAUCCUUCAAAAAAAAGUUACAGCAAGAAGAAAGGCAGCAGAGACAGGGAAAAUCAAGGGACGAGAAAGAAACUCCAGCUCAGGCAGAAGCCCGCGAGAAUGCAUACAAGGAACUGAAUAUAGGAAACUUUGCAAGAAUUUGGAGCUGGCUGAAGCGAAGCACUAGCAAAUGAACAAACAAGUAGAGAUGAAUACAGUAACUAUACAAUCUGAAGAAACGGUGUAAGAAGGCAUGAAGGAAAAGUGUGUAUCAACUAUCAAUUCUCCAGAUGUAAUUUCAGAAUGAGUUUGAAAAUUAUGUAUGUAUAUAUGAGAAGCUAGUUAAACAUCAA
Messenger RNA from Salvia miltiorrhiza (redroot sage), 1104 nucleotides. RefSeq names its product chaperone protein dnaJ C76, chloroplastic-like. Bases 340 to 945 code for a protein of 201 amino acids. The transcript is spliced from 6 exons. NCBI's taxonomy places the organism in Eukaryota, Viridiplantae, Streptophyta, Magnoliopsida, Lamiales, Lamiaceae. The record is from RefSeq and is a predicted model, not a curated record.